AUGGAAGAGAAAAAUUUUACCAUGGUGAAGGAGUUCAUCCUUUUAGGAUUCACAACGGACUUGAAGUUACAGCGAGGACUUUUUCCCAUCUUCCUUAUCAUUUAUGUCAUCAGUCUUCUAGGGAACAUCACCCUGAUUUCUCUGAUCUGUUGUGAUUCACGACUCCACACACCCAUGUAUUUCUUCAUUGGGAACCUGUCAUUCCUGGAUCUCUGGUAUUCCUCUGUGUAUGCCCCCAAAAUCCUAGUGACCUGCAUAUCUGAGGAUAAAAGCAUCUCCUUUGCUGGCUGCCUGGCUCAGUUCUUCUUCUCUGCUGGACUGGCAUAUAGUGAAUGUUACCUAUUAGCUGCCAUGGCUUAUGACCGCUAUGUGGCCAUCUCCAACCCUCUGCUCUAUUCUCAGGCCAUGUCCCCAAGGUUGUGUACCAGUCUUGUUGCAGCUUCAUUUCUUGGUGGCUUUAUUAACUCAACGAUCAUCACAAGUGAAACAUUUACUCUGAGCUUCUGUGGUGACAAUAUCAUUGAUGAUUUCUUCUGUGAUCUUCCCCCACUUGUGAAGUUGGCAUGUGAUGUGAAGGAGAGUUACCAGGCUGUACUCUAUUUCAUACUUGCCUCCAAUGUCAUCACUCCCAGCGUACUCAUUCUUGCCUCCUAUCUCUUCAUCAUUGCUGCCAUCUUGAAGAUCCGCUCAGCCCAAGGGCGCCUCAAGGCCUUCUCCACUUGCGGCUCUCACCUGACCGCGGUCACCUUAUACUAUGGCUCGAUUCUCUUCAUUUACUCCCGGCCAAGCACUAGCUAUGCCCUGGAACGUGAUAAAGUGGUGUCAGUUUUCUAUACUGUGGUGAUUCCAAUGUUAAAUCCCCUGAUCUAUAGCUUAAGAAAUAAAGAUGUGAAAAAUGCCCUGAAGAAAAUGUUAGAAAGAGCAAAGUUUUCUUAA
Molecule: messenger RNA, 936 nt
Organism: Chrysochloris asiatica (Cape golden mole)
Lineage: Eukaryota; Metazoa; Chordata; Mammalia; Afrosoricida; Chrysochloridae
Product: olfactory receptor 1013-like
Exons: 1
Coding region: 1-936 (311 amino acids)
Biological process (GO): sensory perception of smell; G protein-coupled receptor signaling pathway
Cellular component (GO): membrane
Molecular function (GO): olfactory receptor activity; G protein-coupled receptor activity; odorant binding
Source: RefSeq, a predicted model, not a curated record